This is a messenger RNA of Serpula lacrymans var. lacrymans S7.9, 1020 nucleotides long. RefSeq lists its product as uncharacterized. The coding region runs from base 103 to 705 and encodes 200 amino acids. NCBI's taxonomy places the organism in Eukaryota, Fungi, Basidiomycota, Agaricomycetes, Boletales, Serpulaceae. The record is from RefSeq and is a predicted model, not a curated record. The transcript has 3 exons.
GCACUGGCUUCGUCCUCUCACAUCGGGCCUCGAGCCCUUCUAAACGGGCGUCAAGUUGAUAAUUUUCUCUCCUACCAGUAGAGUAGCCUCAAAACCUCUAUCAUGCAUUCUUCCUGGUCACGAAUUGCCGUCGCAUUACUCGUGUUACUUAUUUCAUGCCUGACAACUAAAGCGCAAACGGCGGCAAUGUCAUCAUACUUCAUAAUCAACCAGCCUGGCGCAUCUUCGUCUUGGAAAAAUGGAUCUCCAUACCCCGUCAUGUGGACAAAGGGACUGCUGGAUGGAGUCAACUCUUUCGACGUCGAGAUUACACGUCUCAGUGAAGACGGGUUGUACUACGUGGCCAGGAAUGUGCCUGCAAAGCCUAACGUUCUUAACAUUCUACUGCAGGACGUCCCAGUAGGAGACGACUAUUUUGUGAUAUGCCUCAAUUCAACGGCCGGUAUCACUUAUGCCGUUUCCUCUCGAUUCUCAGUUGUGGCCUCCAAUUCUUCUGCUUCUCAGCCGAGUCCAUACGCUUCCGCACCUACGGUGACCGUUUCGGGUGCACCGAAUCCUGUGCAAGAGUUUCUUAGCACUCUGGGGCCUUCAAACGGGGGCGCAGCGCCUGGCUGGGCCAGCCUUAAAGGCUGGUCACCUCAGCUCAUGGGCAUGGGCAUCACUCUGGCAGCUGCCAUCCUUGGAGGAACGUUGACGAUUUGGUGAAAUGAGAAGCUAGAGAAUUUUUCCUGUCAUUCCUCUAAUUUUACGUUGUUAAUUGCUACUGAAUGGACUUUGGAGUUUGGCCAAUUUACAACUAAUUUAUGCUCUCAGGUUUUUAGAAUUUUACUGCUUCACGCUACUCUUGUUUCUUGUUUGUAACAUGACUAGCUUGGAUAUAUAACAUGGACAUUGUUCAAGAACUAUCCUACAUGCUAACCGACAUAAACCAUUGCAUACUGCAAGAUCAGUAUUCUUGUAUUAUGAGCUCGAUUACGAGAUACUGGGAAAAUCGGUUUGCGAUGUGAUCGGUGAUCGAUA